AUGGACGGCCAGCCGCAGCCGCAGCCGAAGCCGGCGCUUUACACCCAUCUGUCUCAAUUGUCGUCGCUUCCCUUGCGGACCGCCAACAGCACGCCCACGGCUUCUCCUGGCCUCUUCAGUCCCGUCGCCAGGCACCCUCAUAUGCCCACUCAGUCCUUCUCCGAGAGCAACACGCCCGCCCCUUUGUUCGACAGCCCCUACUUGCACCCGCUGCAGACCCACCGAGUCCGAGAGACCCACAAGGCUCUCAUCGAUUCCGACACUGCCACCGGCCGCAAGUCCAUCAAUCAGUAUGACAUUAUCGAGGAGAUUGGCCGUGGCAUGCACGGCAAGGUCAAGCUGGCCCGCAACCUCGAGACCGGUGAAAACGUAGCCAUCAAAAUCAUUCCGCGCUUUUCCAAGAAACGACGGCUCGGCAAGGUCACUGCCAUGUCCCCCCAGGAUAAGACUAAAAAGGAAAUCGCCAUUCUCAAGAAGAUUAGACACCCCAACGUUGUCGCCUUACUCGAAGUCAUUGACGAUCCCGAGCUGAAAAAGAUUUACAUGGUACUGGAACACGUUGAGUUGGGCGAGAUUGUGUGGCGUAAGAAGGGACUACCCCACAUCUGCUCGUACGAACGGAGACGAUCUGAGCGCGAGAUGAAUGGAGAGCCAGCUACCGCCGAUGACAUGCGGUGGGAUCAGUUACUCGAGCGCCGACAGAUCAUCAAGGAACUCAAGAGGGCCAAGAUGGCCCAAAACAACCACGGCCCUGAGUACUGGAGCAAUGAACACGGCGCCGCCGAUGACGCGAGCACCGUAAGCCCUUGGUCCCGUAUCUCCUCCAAGGAAGACUUUGCUGCCACCGACGGUUCCGUAUCCAUGCCCAUCUCCCGCCGCUCCUCUCUGGCCCCCUCACAAAGCUACUCCUUUUCUUCUUCGCCUGGGACGAGGGAAGAAGACGAAUGGCAUGAAGAUGACCAUACCACCCCGGGCCCUACCUCAUCGCAACCUCCCCUCUCCACAAGCGCAUUAGACGGAACCAUGUUUGGAGCCUAUACCAACAACGAUGACAGAAUGAGCUACCGCGAGCGAUCUCCCAGCAUGGCCGACUCCAUCAUUUCCCACAUGUCCUCCAUCGACUACAACGUCCGUGCUCACGACCCCUUUGCUGACGACUUCUCCUAUGUUCCUUGCUUCACCUUUGAUCAAGCCCGGUCUGCCUUUCGCGAUACUGUGCUAGGUCUUGAAUACUUGCAUUACCAGGGCGUUGUUCACCGUGAUAUCAAGCCUGCCAAUCUGUUGUGGAGCAAGGACCACCGUGUCAAGAUUUCCGACUUUGGUGCAAAGGACUUUGAUGAUGACCUGGAACUUUCAAAAACUGUUGGCACCCCGGCCUUUUUCGCUCCGGAGCUUUGCUACACCGACCCUGAUCAGGCCCAGCCCAAGGUGUCUGAGCAGAUUGAUGUGUGGUCUCUCGGCGUGACGCUUUACUGCCUCAUCUAUGCGCGUAUCCCUUUCCUGGCAGAGGAUGAGUUUCAGAUGUUCCGCAAGAUUGCCACUGAGGACGUGUAUAUCCCUCGCAAGAGGUUAAAGCCCGUGGACCCCUCAACCUCACCCACUGUAACCUCUCUCUACAAACGCCAAAACACUCAUCCAUACCGCGACGACAAUGACCUCGAAUACGAAGACGUGGAUAAUCUCCUGUAUGACUUGCUGCGCCAGAUGCUUAUCAAGAAUCCAGAAAAGCGAAUUCGCCUCAAGGAUAUCAAGAAACACCCCUGGGUGCUCCAAGGUCUUCCCAACCCGAGAUCAUGGGCGGAGGAAACUGACCCGGCCAAGCCAUCGAGUGGCCGCAAGAUUCAGGUCGACGAGAGGGAUCUGUCCUCUGCCGUCGUGCCACUCACCUUUCUCGAACGGGCCCGAUCUGUUGUCAAAAAGGCCGUGGGAAGAGUCAUGCAUCCCUUGGUCGACCGCAGUGAAAGUCGAUCACGUCGACGGGCUACCAGUAGUGUUGCCAGCUCCGGAGUCCCAGCUACGAAUCCCCCCACUCCUUACCUCGAUAGGCGCCGCAGCCUUCAUCCAGAAGACUACUUUCCCAGCCUGCCAGCCAGGGACGCCUUGUCAAGCAUAGAGCUACGCUCUUCAGAGUCUGGGGCCCCUAGCAGUCGCGUGGAAUCUGUCGUCUAUGAUCCAAUGGCUACAGUUUUGCCGCCUCUGACCACGCAGCCGGCCACUGUGACUCGGGGACGCUCUCACAGCGAGCUGGAUGAGGCAGCAACGUCCGAAUUUCGCCCUUCUGCCAAUGGCGUUCCCAUCCGUAACGGGGGAACCAUACGGGCUAGAAAUGUUGCGCAAUUCUUACCCUUGACGCCUCAUACGGUACCGCCUACCCCAUCUUUUGAUAGAAAUCCUCCCUUCCGUCCAGAGUUACCAAGUGCGAGGUCAGAGCUCAGCGCUAUGAGAGGCGAUUCAGUCCGCUCCCCUUCCGCGGACCGUGGUCUCUUCGCGAGCAGCGACAAACGAGCCACUCCCCAAGUUGGUCUGAAUACUGCCGUGGCACCGGGGAACAUUCAGGGCUUGCGAAGCACACGCUCAAUGCGCUCUGUUGAUCUGGGCAGAAACAGAUACGGUUACACGCAGCUGUCGUCCUCCCCCUUGUCUUCGUCUCCUCAGCCCAUACCCCCUGCCUCAUAUCAUCAUCACAGGCAUCUUCAGUCCGAUCCAAACUUUCACAGUCGGUCUCCCCUCACCCGGACUCCUGUCACCAUGAGCCCUGAACCAGCCUUUUAUGGCUCGUACGCGAGUGAAGAUGGCUCGGCUGAAAUGGGUAGCCAAUGGUCUCGUAUUGCUCAUCAAGAUUGGCAAUCCGAGGCCCCGUCGCGAAGGGGAACUGUGGAAAUCGCAAAGACUGCGAGUACCGACUCCAUGGAUCAUCUCGGAACGCCCCUGACGAGCCCAAGCGAAACGGCUAGCCCUGUCGCCGCAUGCCCGCCUGCCAACAGCGCGUCUCAGCGAAUGCUAGUCUUUCAGUCCGAUCCCUCGCUGCCGGCUCUCCUUAGCGGUGCCAGCUCUGUUUCGGCUGACUUGGAGGGUGAGCUACUGCUCAGACCGGGAACCGUAGAUCCCCAGACCACUUUCUUACAGACCAAAGACUCGAUGACUCCCCCAGCCCUUGCAAAGGAGCCGGUCGGUGGCUUUCCCAUCGACCAAGUCUUUGCUCACCACUCGUCCAUGGAAGGUGUGCCACUUCAAGUCAAGAUUGACCGCCCACCAACCUCGGACUCUGCAACAAGUCAUCAGCAUCGCAAGCACGACGAGGAAGACAAUGACGAUGACAGUGAUGAGGGCCUUUUGUUGAUGGCCAAAGCUAAGAAGCGACCGCCAGUUACAACUAGGCACCGGCCCUUUGAGGCCAGGCGGCGCGACACAAACAUGAGCACUGCAAGUGACGAAACUGCUAGGAGAGUCAACAUUUCUCCUGAGGCAUGA
Molecule: messenger RNA, 3471 nt
Organism: Trichoderma breve
Lineage: Eukaryota; Fungi; Ascomycota; Sordariomycetes; Hypocreales; Hypocreaceae
Product: protein kinase domain-containing protein
Exons: 5
Coding region: 1-3471 (1156 amino acids)
Biological process (GO): protein phosphorylation
Molecular function (GO): ATP binding; protein kinase activity
Source: RefSeq, a predicted model, not a curated record